Messenger RNA from Colossoma macropomum (tambaqui), 3726 nucleotides. RefSeq names its product NADPH oxidase activator 1 (gene noxa1). The coding region runs from base 135 to 1694 and encodes 519 amino acids. NCBI's taxonomy places the organism in Eukaryota, Metazoa, Chordata, Actinopteri, Characiformes, Serrasalmidae. Gene Ontology annotation, molecular function: protein binding; superoxide-generating NADPH oxidase activator activity. Gene Ontology annotation, biological process: superoxide anion generation. The transcript is spliced from 16 exons. The record is from RefSeq and is a predicted model, not a curated record.
GAAAGCUGUCCAAACUUCAUGCUUGAUUUCCUGGCAGGUCGACAAGAGGGACAUAAAACACCUGCUCCAGUCGCGCUCAUCUUCACUUUAGCUGAAGGCUGUUCCUCUGUCUGUUGCUGUGCUGUGACAGGGCCAUGCUGUACACAGAGCUGAUUCGGCUGUGGGACGAGGCCGUGAGGGCGGUGGAUAACCAGGACUGGCAGGAUGCUCUGGCAAAACUCAACCAGAUCUCUGACCCCACCUCUCGCACACUGUUCGUCACCUCCUCUGUCCACCUCACCCUGGGCCAGCUUGACCUGGCCAUCAAGACUCUAGAUCGUGUUAUUGCAAAGGAUGAGAGAUUGGCUGUUGGCUUCUUCCAAAGGGCUGCUGUGCAGAUAACGGCAAACAGGCUGGAGGAGGCUCUGGGUGACUGUAUCUGGGCACAGAAGCACAUGAGAGAAAACACUGUCAUUGAUUACAAACAGCUAGGACUGCGCUAUAAACUCUACAGCUGGCAGGUUCUGUAUAAUGCAGCAGCAGUCCACUGUAGAAUGGGUCAGUGGGAGAAGGCUGGAGAGAUCCUGCUGGCCGCUUCACAGGAGAGAGGAGGGAGGGGGGUCCAGGUGGACCUGGCAAUGGACAGUAUAGCAAGGAGGGAGGUGAUUGCUCCUCUUUUCGUCCCAGAGGGAGUAGUGUUUCGCCCCAGGAAACAGGAUGUGGAGGAGCUUCGGCCGAGAGACUUUCUGGGAAAACCGGAGGUCAUUAUUUCUGAUAUCCCACAUGAUGACUUCGGAGGCUUUGAACCCCUCAGGCCGCAGAAGCCUGGAUACUAUGAGCCAAAGGUAGAGGAAGGCCGGGAUUCACGUUACAUGUGUGUGAAGAAUGCAUACAUGGCCAAAAGUCCAGGUGAACUGACUGUUCCUGCUGGAGCACACGUCUUUGUCUUCAGCCAAGAUGACAGGAACGGUCUGGCCACAGUCAUAUACGACGGUCAGAGAGGUCUGCUUCCAAACUUCCUGCUUGAACCGGUGACAAAAAAGACUAAAGGCAAAAAGAAAAAAUACAGUGUGCCCAGUGGGAUCCCUCUGCCGCCCAGCCUGAAGCCGCCCACUCGCCCGGAGGCUGCUGUUUCUCCUCCCCCAGAGUUACCCUCCUCUUACGCCAAUGUCACCCGCACCAGCUCUCCUUCACAGGACAUCAUCACAACCCAAAGCCCUCCACGGCAGACUGAGGGAGCAGACUCAGUCAUAGUUAAAGUGCACUACAGAUACACCGUGGCUCUGAGUGUCCCAAUAGACAUAGAGUAUCGGGAGCUGCAAGAGAGAGUUGCUCAGAAAUUAGGACAGCCUGCUGCACUCAUUCGCCUUAGACAGAAGCAGCACGGUUCCUCACUCCUGAAGCCUCUGGAGGGCGAAGGAGGUCUGCGUGACCUGGCUGAAGUGGCAGAGUCGGGCCGGGCCACACUAUGGUGUCAGGCUGAGGAUCCUCUGGCCAACAGGACAAUCCUAUACCAGAUGGUGGCACUGUAUGACUAUUCCGCACAGGGGCCUGAGGACCUGGAGUUUAGUGAAGGGGACACCAUUGACAUCCUCAGUGAAGUGAAUGAGGAAUGGCUAGAGGGACACACUGCUGGAAACAUCGGCAUUUUCCCCAGAUGUUUCACCUACAGAGACUCAGAGAAAGUCGCAGUCAAUAAAGCAACAUCACCAUAAAAGCUCAAAUGCCUAAAUGUGUAAAUAGAUUAUUUACACAUUAUACACAAAUAGACAGUAUUUUCAAUCCACGAUUUUGUAUAUGUAUUGCAAGUUAGUAGAUUAAACAAUACAUUAAGACUUUUUAUUAUCAUAUUGAUUAUAUGCAAACACAGCUAUUUGCAUAUUACUUUCAGUAUCAUUAUCAGAUAUUAUUUUCUGUAAGAGCUCAUGAUCAAAAUUUCCGAGAAUGCUACAAAAGAUUUGUGUUCAUUUACACUGGUGACCAAUCGAUUAUAUAGUUAAACCUGCUCAGUGGAGCAAUCCUGUCAGUCAAAAUGCACAUACAAAAUAUUCUGUCCUAACAUGAAAGCUGAUUGUCAGUCUGUCUGAAUGAAUGACGGGUGAUGUUAGAGCUUUGAGUGCUGAGUCGCGCUGGAGGCUCUCUGUUGUCGGACUAAAAUAAAUGGUAGGUUCAAGUGAAGGUUGUACAGAUCCUGUAAUAUUUUACCCCAGUGUGUGAAACACCCACAUGGUAUUCAAGGGGUCCCAUGUUGGCUGGCCACUCCAGCACUGGUGGUGCUGAUGCUAGCUUCACUGGCAGCAAAAUAUUUACCAAUUCUUUUUCUGGAAAUGCUCUUGUGUAAUGGUAAUGCAGUUUCCCACAUAUUAACAGAGAUCUUAUACGUCUCCUCAUUUGUCUUCAGUUUGAGAAUUGAAAAUUCAGACUUUCCACCAAUGUCCUGGGAAGUUGGGCGAGUUUUAGGAUUUGCAAAUGUGUGGCUGCAUAUUGUAAAGUUUUUCAAAGGUAUCUGGGUAUAGUUACAAUUGCUAGGCUAUAAAGGACUGUCUGGGUGAGCCAGUUUGCUACAGCGCCACCCAGAGGCAGACCAGUGCUGCAUCUUUAGUUAACAAUACCAAAGACAGAAUCUUGCCGAUUCGUGGGUGAAGCAGGCUAAAUGAGAAUUUAGAUUUUGUGACAUUUUGAAACAUUCAGAGGUUUCAAGAGGUUAAUUGGGAGUCCUGAAGCCCCCAGGACCCCCUGUAUUUCGCGCCUUGUUUUACCCUCAAAUAUUUGCCAGUUGUUAGGUAGCGUGAUUAACUCCUUUCAUAUUUCUUUUCAUCUCUUCUCUCUUGCCUUUUUUUCUUUCGCUCAUUGAACUGUCCUCCAGAGGUGUUCAUUUGUGCUGAAUGUUUAAUUACAAACUUUUCUUUGCAACAGUUUCACUGUGAUCGAUGUUUCAGCUCUACCUUUUGCUUAAUCAGAUUUGAGGCUACUUUCUGGAAGCGUUCUUAGCUAGAAACUAAUGGCAUUUGGGGAAUUUAAGUCUUCUGAAGUGAAAUAUGUAUAAUGGCAGUAAGCUGGCUGGAUUGUGUGUGAGUUAAAACUAAGUUGAUCAGAGCCCUUGGCUGCUGUUCGUAGAGUAAGCUGAUUUAGCCCUAUAUUAAUGGCUUGGAGGUGGAAUAUGUGGUUCUUUAGAAUUAUAAAAACCCACAGUUUACAAAGUCCAAAGAGGUUAAAGAAGUUUAGUUCAACAUGCUGCCAGUUCUGGUUUUUAUCAUUGCCACCUCCUCGCUCGUAGCUCCUGACUGAACAGCACGGGUGAUCUAUCAUGUGCAAUUUACUGAACAGCACCUUUUACAAUAAAUGAUGAUUGAUCACAGCUCAGCCAUGCAGAACAAUCAGUCUCCCCUAGCAUUUUCACAACUUUCACCCUUUCUUAAAGAUAACAGUCCCAAAAGGGGUUCCUUUGUUCUAGAACAGGGAUGCCCAAACUUUCUGUCCUGGAGGACCAAAGUGUAAUGUUUGUGGUGGAGUGAGGGGCAAAUAGACAAAACAGUUUGGUGCUCACUGGCCUUAUAUUUCUAUAUGUCAUCUAUAUUUAUAUAUGUAUAAAUUAGGAGCAUGUGUGCUUUCAUUAUGUUAAUGAAUGUUGUAUUUUUUUCCAAAUACUGUGACUGUUUUCUUGUAUAUGAAGCUGUUUUAUCUUUAAAUAUUCAUAAAAAAAUUCUUCUCCCCAGUGGUCCCUUAAUCUGCUCAUCUUUGUGCACC